Messenger RNA from Microthlaspi erraticum, 210 nucleotides. NCBI's taxonomy places the organism in Eukaryota, Viridiplantae, Streptophyta, Magnoliopsida, Brassicales, Brassicaceae. The record is from the annotation of a GenBank genome assembly.
AUGUCUUACCCGCAAGAUAUGAAUAACUUAUCAGGUAUUUUUGGAGCGUUUUGGAGCAUUCGAGACUUGAGGAGCAAGGAAGGACUCUGCAUGGGACUCAGCUCGACCGCGCAGCUCAAGAUGAAGAAUGGUGGCGCCUUGAUGCCCAGCUCGACCCAACCGCUUGACCAACCGGUCGAGCUAGGCCAAACUUUUCCAACAUUGCACUAG